This is a messenger RNA of Closterium sp. Naga37s-1, 1836 nucleotides long. The record is from the annotation of a GenBank genome assembly. NCBI's taxonomy places the organism in Eukaryota, Viridiplantae, Streptophyta, Zygnematophyceae, Desmidiales, Closteriaceae.
AUGUCUGAGCAGGAGGAUCCACUUUUUGUCAAAGUCAACAAGUUAGUUUCGACCAGAACUCAACUUCCCUAUGAGUACUAUUCACUCCCCUUCUGCCUUCCGGAAGAGGGGAUUAAGCCAGUGGCGGAGAAUCUGGGUGAGAUUCUGCGUGGUGACAGAAUUGAGAACUCUCCCUAUCAGUUUCAAAUGAGGAUCGACGAGCAGUGCAAGAUCGUUUGCAGAAAGGCGAAAGUUCCCCUUGAGGAGGCUCUUCAAUUCCAGGAAAAGAUCGAUGACGAAUAUCGCGUUUUUAUGAUCCUUGAUAAUCUGCCAGCGGCCAUGGUCAGGAUGCGCGCGGAGGAAGGCGGUGAGUCCAUCAAGACUUAUGAGCGUGGAUUUCCUGUGGGAUUCAAGGCUCCAUCGGAAACGAAUGGGCCCGAUGAGUAUUUCUUGCACAACCACCUGCGGUUCACUGUGCUGUUCCACAAAGACCCCACAAACAAUCUGGCUCGCGUCGUCGGUUUCGAAGUCGAACCUUUCAGUGUGAAGCACCAGUACGAGGGUACCUACAACCCGGCGAAGCCUAUCCUCACGACCUGCAACCCAGGAAACCCUACGCAGCAUGUGGAUAGCGGCAUGCCACCCCAGCCGAUCAAGGAGAACGAGGAGGUCAUCUUCACCUACGAUGUGAUGUUCAAGCCGAGCAACGUGAAGUGGGCAUCUCGCUGGGACACGUACCUUCUCAUGACGGACGACCAGAUCCACUGGUUCUCCAUCAUCAACUCCCUCAUGAUCGUGCUCUUCCUCUCGGGCAUGGUUGCCAUGAUCAUGAUGCGCACUCUGCACCGCGACAUCUCCCAGUACAAUCAGUUGGAGACUCAGGAGGAGGCACAGGAGGAGACUGGGUGGAAGCUGGUCCAUGGUGAUGUGUUCCGCCCACCCAACUAUGCUGGCCUGCUCUGCGUGUAUGUCGGCACCGGUGUGCAGCUGUUCUUUAUGACACUUGUUACGAUGGUGUUCGCGCUUCUCGGAUUCCUCUCCCCAUCCAACCGUGGUGGGCUUAUGACUGCCAUGCUUCUGCUCUGGGUCUUCAUGGGUCUCUUGGCUGGAUACUCGUCCGCCCGCCUCUACAAGGCCUUCAAGGGCACUGACUGGAAGCUGAACACCAUCCGCACUGCAGUCACCUACCCGGUUGUUGUCUUCGUCAUCUUCUUCAUCCUUAACAUUCUGAUCUGGAAGGAGAAGUCAUCUGGAGCUGUUCCCUUCGGCACCAUGUUCGCUCUCUUCUUCCUCUGGUUCGGCAUCUCUGUGCCUCUAGUCCUUCUGGGAAGCUACUUUGGCUUCAAGAAGCCUGCUAUUGAGGAUCCAGUCCGCACAAACAAGAUCCCGCGACAGAUCCCCGAGCAGGCGUGGUACAUGCACCCUGUGUUCUCCAUCCUCAUUGGAGGCAUUCUGCCCUUUGGUGCAGUGUUCAUCGAGCUCUUCUUCAUCCUCACCUCCAUGUGGCUGCAGCAGUUCUACUACAUCUUCGGCUUCCUCUUCAUCGUCUUCGUCAUCCUCAUCAUCACGUGCGCAGAGAUCACCAUUGUGCUCUGCUACUUCCAGCUGUGCAGUGAAGACUAUCGCUGGUGGUGGAGAGCGUAUCUGACUUCGGGCUCAUCGGCUCUUUACCUCUUCCUCUAUGCGACCUUCUACUUCUUCACCAAGCUGGAGAUCACCAAGCUCGUGUCAGCUAUCCUUUACUUCGGCUACAUGGUCAUCAUCUCCUACAGCUUCUUCAUUCUCACAGGGACCAUUGGGUUCUAUGCAUGCUACUGGUUCGUGCGCCUGAUCUAUGCAUCGGUCAAGAUUGACUGA